AAACUCAUUUGUGCCGUGGCUUUCUGCUCCUUACUUUCAGCCUCUUACCGCCCAACCACUGCAUCGACCUUUCACUUUGGCGAGCUCAACUAACUUCACUCAGUCUCUGGUCUUGUAACAGCGAUCGAAUGAAGGACCUUCACUCUCAUUGACAAGACCCCCAGCGCGGAAGUGCUGUUCAGGCCACGAUGCCCGGUACCACAAUGUCUCAACAGCCACUGCCGAAGAGGCCAGACCAACUUCGCCCCGACCCGUCACCAUCAGCGUCUACGCAUAUCAAGUCACCGAACGACCGAGUCUCUGCAACUGCUACCCGGAACAGGAGCUCCACGGCUAAAGAUGGGUCACUAUCCGACAACCCAUUCGCCCUCAUCCCGACCGCGUCGUACAGCGCGCUGGCCCAGCUCUAUCACCUCGUACGGCCUUGCUUAAGCGAUCAAUCUCAGGUCACGUGUCUCUUUUCGCCAGUGCGGCAAUCAGGCCUUGCACCAGCAGUUGAAGCACUACUUGUUGGUGGAUACGGGCGCAGUUUUGCGGUCGUGGUAUUUGCUGUACUGGUGAACCACGUCAGGAGGAUGCUCGCACCCGCGCUUGGCGUGGGUGCGUUCGGGGGUCCCAUUUCGACACUGAAACUUGCCAUUGGCAGUCCGGCACUUUUUCUUAGCGAGGAGGUUGAGGUUGGUUUCUUCGGGAGGUUGUUCACGCCGAAAGGGGCGUGGAAGCUUCUCGGGGAUGUAGUUGGAACUAUCGUUUUGGAGCGCGUCUUGGUUCGCGCUGCUGAGGAACUGGAUACAAUGAAGGGUUAUUCCAAGGUUGAGACAAAAGGUUCAACUGCAAGCGGAAGUAUGGAGAAAGGUGAUCAGAUUCGGCUAAGAGCCGCCGAGAAGCGGAUGACUUCCGCUCUUGUCGUCUACUUAGUUUGGAUUCUGGGAUGUGCCGAGUAUCUCCACGCGAGAGCGGCACAUGUCGUGGCUGUCGGCAUUGCAUAUACCAAGCUCUUACGGGGCGAAAUGCUUCACAAACAGGCUCUAUGGGAAGUUCUACUCCCUUUCACAUCGCCCAGGUCUUUGUCACUCAUCGAAAAUGUCGGAGAGAGUCUCAGCGUGGUUCGGUUUCAUCUAGAGCUUGCAUGCUUCAUCGCCUGGGGCCUCUAUCCCCUCAUAAGACUAGCCAUUGGUUCUACGUUCAGGAUGAAUCCGAGGAAGAGCAGACCUGGACUGGCGGUGCUGAUUUCUACGUGGGCUUGGGGAACGGGCUAUGUGACGAGGUACUCGAAUAAGUACUACGUCGGCCUGGAGAUGAGCGGGAUCUUGCUCGUGAUAUGGUGGAUUGCUGCCUGUGGAGUAUUUCUUGGCUUUCACUUCUUUUGUUUGAGAAUCACAUAGCCACAAACUCAUUAGAACACGAACUUCCAAAUUUACGUGGCAGAUAUAUCAUUUCAAAAGCUUUGGAUUUGA
Molecule: messenger RNA, 1457 nt
Organism: Colletotrichum phormii
Lineage: Eukaryota; Fungi; Ascomycota; Sordariomycetes; Glomerellales; Glomerellaceae
Exons: 1
Coding region: 189-1385 (398 amino acids)
Source: RefSeq, a predicted model, not a curated record